CUAGUUCUUAUAAAAGACCUUCAACCUCCACCCAAAACGCCCCUAACUCAUUUCUCUCUUUUUCUUCUUUCUCUUUCUCUAUUGUCUUUCCUUCCCUCCAUUUCCCUUUCCUCUUUCAAAUCAAAAGCUUAUAUUUACAUCAAUUGUCAUCUUGAGAGUUGAGGCUUGACAACAUGGACAAUAAUCAGCGUGUCCCUCUUCUUAGUUGGGCUUACUUCUACCAAGGAAAGUCAAUGGAGGAGCUGAGACAGUCCCUCCUAUGCACUACUCUGGAGCUUGAACAAACAAGAGCUGCAGUUCAAGAGGAACUAAGAAAAAGGGAUGAUCAACUACUUAAUCUAAAGGAUCUGCUUAACAAAACCUUGAGAGAAAGAGAUGAAGCACAAGAGAAAUGCCAUAGACUUCUCUUGGAGAAGCUCGUUUUUCAUCAGCAGCAGCAACAACAACAACAAACAGGUCCUCUAUCUGGACUUUCUAGCAUUGAAGAUGAACCAAGAAGAGGAAUUGACUCUAACAAUGGCCAUUCAUCAUCAGAUUGUGAAGAAAGCAUUGUUUCUUCUCCUGUUAUUGACCAUUUUCCUCAACCCCAAUUGCCACCACCACAACCACAACCACCAGGUCAAACACCAUUACCAUCCAUGAUUGAACUAACACCAGACAAACCAUUACCAGAAAAGGGUAAGUUUUUACAGGCAGUGAUGAAAGCUGGUCCUCUCCUUCAGACCCUUCUCCUGGCAGGACCUCUUCCUCAAUGGAGACACCCUCCACCACCACUUGAGUCCUUUGAGAUUCCACCUGUCACCAUACCUUCACCACCACCACCACCGCCGCCGCCGCCGCCACCACCACCACUACCACCACAGCUCCUCCGCCAAGAUUCCUUUUUUAACACUAAUGGUAGCAGCAGCACCGCUACUCACUGUGGAAGACUCAGUAGAAAAAGGAUCCUUUGUGAUGGGUCUGAUUCUCCUUCAGAGACCAAGUACCAAAGGGUUGUGCUUCCCUGAUUUCUACUAAGUCAGAUUUACCCACAUAGUUUUUAAUUUAUAUAUCUUGCAAGUUCAUAGGAUUAAAGGUUAGAAGAUAAGAGUAGCAAGCUGGUAUGUCACUGAUCUAGAAUAUGUACAGCGGUUUGUUCUAGGACACAAGUUAUUCGGAUUUAACUCAUUUGAGAGAAGAAGAUGAAGAAGAAAAACGUGCUUGAUUUAGGAUUUCUGGCAAAUAUUUGGGGGGUGAAGAAUUUAUCCUUGGCAUUUUCCCCUCUUCACAUUCUACUUUUGCUUCAUGAAGUGAAAGGGGACUUGAUUUCUCUGAAAUUAUUAUUAUUAUUAUGUAACAAAGAUACUGUAGUCCAGCAAGCAUGUGAUUUGUGUAUGUGUAUGUGUGUGUUUGUUUGUGAUGAGUGAGAUUGAUCUAUAAGAUCACAUCACAAAUUAAGAGAAUGGGUGUGUGGUGGUUGGAUUGGGAGAGAUGAGCACAAAGAGAAGGUCUUUGAGCUCUGCUUGUCGGGUUGAGUGGACCCUAGAAUUAGAUUCAGGAUCUAUUACUAGUGUGAUGUAUGAUAUGAUUAUGUUAAGCUUUUUGUUAGGGAAGUUAUGAUGAUUA
Messenger RNA from Gastrolobium bilobum, 1605 nucleotides. RefSeq lists its product as uncharacterized. The coding region runs from base 174 to 1007 and encodes 277 amino acids. The transcript has 2 exons. Lineage: Eukaryota; Viridiplantae; Streptophyta; Magnoliopsida; Fabales; Fabaceae. The record is from RefSeq and is a predicted model, not a curated record.